Messenger RNA from Drosophila biarmipes, 1424 nucleotides. Its product is annotated as glycosyltransferase-like domain-containing protein 1-like. The coding region runs from base 31 to 1155 and encodes 374 amino acids. Lineage: Eukaryota; Metazoa; Arthropoda; Insecta; Diptera; Drosophilidae. The record is from RefSeq and is a predicted model, not a curated record. The transcript has 3 exons. Gene Ontology annotation, molecular function: glycosyltransferase activity.
CCGGUCACACUUUUCCAACUGUCCGAAGUCAUGACUGCCUCGAAACCGCAUAUUUUGAUUAUAGAGCCCUUCUACGGGGGCAGUCACAAACAGCUGAUUGACACACUGAUCGAGGGUCUCCGCGAAGAAGACUAUGAGUUGUUCAGCCUUCCCGCCAAGAAAUGGCAUUGGCGUGCUCGUACCUCCGCCCUGCAUUUCUCCCAGCUGAUACCCCUCGAUCACAAGUACCAGGUGCUAUUCGCCAGCUCCGUGCUCAGCCUGGCCGAGCUGAUUGGCGUCCGCCCGGAUCUGGGAACCUGCCGGAAGAUCGUGUACUUCCACGAGAACCAGCUUAUCUAUCCGGUGCGCGAGGUCAAGCAGCGCGACUGCCAAUACGGCUUCAAUGAGAUCCUAACCUGCCUGGCCGCCGACUUAGUGCUCUUCAACUCCCAGUUCAACUGCACCUCAUUCCUGGAUAAUGUGCAGCCCUUCCUUAAAAUCCAGCCAGACUUUAGGAUAAAGCAAAUUCGGGAGAAAAUAGAGAAGAAGUGCCAAGUGCUGUACUUCCCCGUCAAGUUUCAGCGAUUUCCCAACAGAAGGGACGGCCCAAAAGAAGAUAAUCCUGAUCCCAGGCAAGAUCGGGAGUGCCUCCACCUCAUAUGGCCACAUCGCUGGGAGCACGACAAGAACCCCAAGUUAUUGGCUGAGGCGCUGGACGAGCUCCAUGGCCGCAAUGUGGACUUCAAGGUGACCAUAUGUGGCGAGAGCUACCAGGAGAUUCCAGAGGCCUUCGUAGACAUCCAAGAGAAACUGGGGAGUAAGCUGGUAAACUUUGGUCACCUGGAUCGAGAGCAGUAUGUGAGGACCCUGCUCUCCGCGGAUAUUGUCAUCUCCACUGCUGACCACGAGUUCUUCGGCGUGGCCAUGCUGGAGGCCACCUACUGUGGCUGCUAUCCCCUGGUGCCCAAUAGGUUGGUUUACCCGGAGAUCUAUCCCAAGGAGAACCUGUACAACACCUCCAGCGCUUUGGUCAAGAGGCUCUACAACUUUUGUAGAAAUCCCAGGGUCUUUCGCACGCAGCGCGAUCAAUUUUUUGAAACUUUCAGUUUCGAACGCUUCUCGGCACAGCAACUUGUGCCAAAAUACCUGGAGUUCUUAAACGGAAGUAUAAGCUAGGGAUGCUUUAUGGGAAUCCUAACUAAUCUGUGUAUUUGAUAAGAAAACCUAUCAAUAUAUAUACAAAUCAUUGAUUGUAUUUCCUAUGAGCCUGUUUUCCAUUGUUAUUUUAUCUAUGAUUGUAAAUUUCCUGACACAAUUCCAAGUUUGUGUUGAAAACAACCACCUCUCACUUUAAGCAUAUUUAUUUAUUAAAUAUACGAAAAAAAUGGGAUACAAUUGAAGGUGUGUGUAACCAAUAAUGCAAUAAAUGUAGUAUUUAAAUCAUA